AUGAGAUCGCGCCACGUGUUUCUGACUCACAACUCCGAGCUCCAAGUCCAACCUGUUUGCAAACAGUUCGAGUUCCAAUGCCACGUGUACGGUCCCGAUGCGAUUCCCACGCAUAGUGAUUGUGCAGGGCACCCACCACCACAUCAUCUUAUAUCUUUUUUUUUCCCUCGAACCUCAAAAUCCAAGUCCCUCACACUGUUAGAUCUCGCCACGAUCUCCGUCCGUACAAUAUCCGGCGUGUUUUCCGGUCACUUCGACGCCGGGAAGUUCAUCGAUCUCCUGUCCGCGGAUCGACCGGUUAUUAACCGCUUCUACUUCAGUGAAGUACAGAAGGGUGUGAUCUUGAGCAGUUGUGUGUUUAUAAUUGGAAUGCCAAUGUGCAUUGUUGGUGGAAAGAGAUUCGUAUCGAGGAGUGUAAAUAGUUCUUUAACUGGAUCCUUGGAAAGGAAGUGCAGCAGCCUCAGUGGAGAGGAGUUUGAAGUGAAGCAACAAAAAUGGAUAUGGAUGAAUUGA
Molecule: messenger RNA, 513 nt
Organism: Prunus armeniaca (apricot)
Lineage: Eukaryota; Viridiplantae; Streptophyta; Magnoliopsida; Rosales; Rosaceae
Source: the annotation of a GenBank genome assembly